Molecule: messenger RNA, 834 nt
Organism: Aplosporella prunicola CBS 121167
Lineage: Eukaryota; Fungi; Ascomycota; Dothideomycetes; Botryosphaeriales; Aplosporellaceae
Exons: 1
Coding region: 1-834 (277 amino acids)
Source: RefSeq, a predicted model, not a curated record
AUGAACGACGUUUCGUCUACGUCGAUGCAUCUCAGAUCUGUCUCCGUGGAGAAUAUCAGAGGCAUACUAGAUAAACUCGGCGUCAAAAACGGAGCUCAAUUAAAAGAAAGCAUCAUGCUUGAACGCGCCUUUCUCCAAGCGUGGGCCGAAUUCCGAGACGACUUCAUGUGGAGGAAUCUAGGCAGGGUCACCAAGCCCAACCUUACGGAACAUCGAGGCAUCGUCAUGAAAGAGCUCAGCGCAGGCCUGUGCGGCAUCUAUCUCCCCGACUACGGCGAGGAGCUCGACAAGUCAGGCUGGAGUCUGGCUGACCACUACAUCCGCUUUACUUUCGUUUUGGUUUCCUGGCUACGGCGUCCAGGGAAGGUUUUCCAUGCGAGGCCGGCAGGUGACUUGCUAGAUAUUGUCGAGGGGGUAUGGAGUUUGCUCGAUAUGCUAGCGGAUCAGUACCGAUGGGCUCAGCGGAUCAGUUUGGCGAGGAUAACUCAGGCGCAGGCUUCUGUUGCGAGGGAUUUAGGAUGGGAAAGGGAAUCUUGUAGUACGGAUGGCAGCUCCGACACACUUCCCCUGCAGGACAACGGGCUAGGCGCCUCAUGUGAGGCUUCUUCACCGGAUUCGACAAUCUAUACGCCUGAAGGGAGUGUGCAUGGAUCGCCUGAAGAGACAGUGUAUAGAUUGGAAGAGUUUGAAAGCGCACAUCCUUCAUAUGAUCCGGAGGGGGCCGUCAUCAAAACGUUGUUGUCUGGCAACAAUAAAAACGUUGAGGAACCAUCCUCUCCUAGGCCUAUGUUCCAGUCAGAAUUUCCUCUCCGGGGUUGGAAGUUUUCGCCUUAG